AUGAACGACCAGUACCACCGGGCGGCCCGGGACGGCUACCUGGAGCUCCUCAAGGAGGCCACCCGGAAGGAGCUGAACGCCCCCGACGAGGAUGGCAUGACCCCCACUCUCUGGGCGGCUUACCACGGCAACCUGGAGUCGCUGCGCCUCAUCGUGAGCCGGGGGGGCGACCCGGACAAGUGUGACAUCUGGGGCAACACGCCCCUGCACCUGGCCGCCUCCAAUGGCCAUCUGCACUGCCUCUCCUUCCUGGUGUCCUUCGGGGCCAACAUCUGGUGCCUGGACAACGACUACCACACCCCGCUGGACAUGGCCGCCAUGAAGGGCCACAUGGAGUGCGUGCGCUACCUGGACUCCAUCGCGGCCAAGCAGAGCAGCCUCAACCCCAAGCUGGUGGGCAAGCUGAAGGACAAGGCCUUCCGCGAGGCGGAGCGGCGCAUCCGCGAGUGCGCCAAGAUGCAGCGCAAGCACCACGAGCGCAUGGAGCGGCGCUACCGGCGCGAGCUGGCCGAGCGCUCCGACACGCUCAGCUUCUCCAGCCUCACGUCCAGCACCCUGAGCCGCCGGCUGCAGCCCCUGGCGCUGGGCAGCCACCUGCCCUACUCGCAGGCCACGCUGCACGGCACCAACAGGGGCAAGACCAAGAUCCAGCGGAAGCUGGAGCGGCGCAAGCAGGGCGGCGAGGGCACCUUCAAGGUCUCCGAGGACGGCCGCAAGAGUGUGCGCUCGCUCUCGGGCUUGCAGCUGGGCAGCGACGUGAUGUUCGUGCGCCAGGGCAACUACGCCAACCCCAAGGAGUGGGGGCGCUCCCCGCUCCGGGACAUGUUCCUCUCCGACGAGGACAGCGUCUCCCGUGCCACGCUGGCCAACGAGCCGGCCCACUCGGAGGUCAGCACCGACUCCGGCCACGACUCCUUGUUCACCCGCCCGGGCCUGGGCACCAUGGUGUUCCGCAGGAACUACCUGAGCAGCGGGCUGCACGGGCUGGGCCGGGAGGAUGUGGACGGCGCGGGCACGCCGCGGGGCCGGCUGCAGAGCUCCCCCAGCCUGGACGACGACAGCCUGGGCAGUGCCAACAGCCUGCAGGAGCGCAGCUGCGGGGAGGAGCUGCCCUGGGACGAGCUGGACUUGGGCCUCGACGAGGACCUGGAGCCCGAGACGAGCCCGCUGGAGACCUUCCUGGCCUCCCUGCACAUGGAGGACUUCGCCUCCCUCCUGCGGCAGGAGAAGAUCGACCUGGAAGCCCUGAUGCUGUGCUCGGACCUCGACCUCCGCAGCAUCAGCGUCCCCCUGGGGUCCCGCAAGAAGAUCAUGGGGGCCGUGCGGAGGCGGAGGCAGGCGCUGGAGCGCCCACCGGCCCUGGAGGACACGGAGCUGUGA
Messenger RNA from Eptesicus fuscus (big brown bat), 1380 nucleotides. RefSeq names its product USH1 protein network component sans (gene USH1G). The transcript is spliced from 2 exons. The record is from RefSeq and is a predicted model, not a curated record. Lineage: Eukaryota; Metazoa; Chordata; Mammalia; Chiroptera; Vespertilionidae. Gene Ontology annotation, biological process: equilibrioception; sensory perception of sound; sensory perception of light stimulus. The coding region runs from base 1 to 1380 and encodes 459 amino acids. Gene Ontology annotation, molecular function: protein binding.